Molecule: messenger RNA, 753 nt
Organism: Microsporum canis CBS 113480
Lineage: Eukaryota; Fungi; Ascomycota; Eurotiomycetes; Onygenales; Arthrodermataceae
Product: calpain
Exons: 2
Coding region: 1-753 (250 amino acids)
Source: RefSeq, a predicted model, not a curated record
AUGGAAGAGGAUUUCCCACAAAGCUCGGAUGGCCUAGAGAAAUACAGAGUCACCCGGCUUCCAGAUACUGCAUAUUAUAUCUCUGAUUUUCUUUCAGAGGACGAAGAAAAGAUAAUUUUAAGCAAGGUAGUAUCAGUGCCGGCUCCGAAAUGGACACAUCUAUCACGGCGGCGGUUGCAGACAUGGCCCUCUGCGCUCAGUAAAUCCAAUACCCUACUAGCUUCACCGCUCCCAGGCUGGCUGGAAUCCCCUAUCGCCUCUCGAUUUCGAGAUAUGGAGAUCUUUACCGACUCUCCUCAUAAAUCUCCCAACCAUGUGCUUAUCAAUGAAUAUCGACCAGGCCAGGGCAUCAUGCCUCAUGAAGACGGUGCAGCAUACUACCCGAUCGUUGCGACAGUAAGUCUAGCGGCGCCAAUCAUCCUAGACAUAUAUGAUAAGCGACAGAGCGAUCUAUCAGUGGAGAUGGAAGAGGCGGUGAGUGGACAGCGUCUUCCACGGUAUAGGAUUUUACAAGAGAGGCGAAGUCUGCUGGUUACCACUGGGAGCCUAUAUUCUGAUUAUUUGCACGGGAUUGCGGAGAGACUGUCUGACGACGAACUUGGGCCGGAAACAAUAUGUAACUGGGGCAACUUAGGUGACAGCCACCUCUUCGAGACGGGGAAAUAUGAGAGGCAGACACGAGUCAGCUUGACCUACAGGGAUGUGCUGAAGGUAUCAAAGCUUGGAAACAGUAUAAAAUUUUUGAGCAAGUGA